AUGUCAUCCACUUUACAGACCCUGCUGUCGCCGACUUCCCAGAUCCUCCCCAACACCGCGGCAGUCAUUGGCAUCUUUCCGUCCGUUAUGGGCGUCGCAUGCCUCAUCAAUCCUCGCUUCGGCUUCAGCGUCUUCGACCAACGCCCUGUGUCCAAUCCUGAGUCUCAGAAGCUUGUGGAUAACCUCAUGCGGCUCUUCGGCGCACGGGACGUUUAUCUCGGUUUGACGAAUCUGAUCGCUUGGCAACUAAACGACAGAGUGAUGCUAGGGUAUUGCACGCUUUUGGGCACCGGUGUCGUGAUUGUGGAUGGUCUGGUGCAGAAGUGGCAGACGGGAGAAGGGGAGUGGAGGCACUGGGGGUUUGUUCCUGUCACUGCGCUUUUGGGUGCCGGACUCGCUGGAUGGUUGGACGGUAUGGUCUGA
Baudoinia panamericana UAMH 10762 is the source of this 423-nucleotide messenger RNA. RefSeq lists its product as uncharacterized. The coding region runs from base 1 to 423 and encodes 140 amino acids. The record is from RefSeq and is a predicted model, not a curated record. NCBI's taxonomy places the organism in Eukaryota, Fungi, Ascomycota, Dothideomycetes, Mycosphaerellales, Teratosphaeriaceae. The transcript has a single exon.